GUUCCCCGGUCAGAAUCAGCCCAGCCUUGCACGCCCCGCCCGGGCCGGCUGCUACUAGAAGCCCGCGGCGAGGUUGCAUUUUCCCACUUUCCCGGCACGGACGCCGCUGGCAAGCUGCGCAUACCUGCGUGCGCCGCGCGCAGCCACGUACACCGGAAGAAUUCCCCGCGCGUCCGCCGUCGGGGAAGGAGGCGCGCGCGCGCACGAGAGCUCACUCGACGGGGGCGAUGGAUCCCGGCGCCGGUGCCAGCGCCACGCUGCGGAAGCGGGCGCUGUCCAUAGACACGGCGGCCGCGGCGGCGAUCGAGUUCGAGAGCAAGGCAGCGGCCGGCCGGGAGGAUGAGGCGGUCGGUGCCGAUGCCGUGGCCGAGGAGGAGCCGGUGAGCCCGACGGGGCGGCUGUUCCGGGAGCCGCACUUCCGCUGCCACAUCGUGUCCGUGUUCGGCCUCGCAGCGCCGGUCGACCUGCCGGCGCUCCGGGCCGGGGUCGCCGCCACGCUCGCCCGCCACCCGCGCUUCUGCAGCGUCCAGGUACGCGUGUUAAACGAGUUCGAAACGGACGCCAGGCCCAAAUGGGUCCGGACGGCGGUGAACCUCGACGACCACAUCAUCGUCCCGGAGCUGGACCCGGCCGCCGUGGCGGCCGACCCGGGCAGGGCCCUGGAGGACUACGUGUCGUCGCUAUCGACGCGGCCCAUGGACCACGCCGUCCCGCUGUGGGAGGUCCACGUCCUCGACUUCCCCACCGCCGAGGCCGCCGCCGCGGUCGCGCUCCGCGUGCACCACUCCGUCGGCGACGGCGUCUCCAUGCUCUCCCUCUUCAUGGCGUGCACGCGCAGCGCCGCGGACCCGGGCGCGCUCCCCGCACUCCCGCUGGCGCGCCGCGCGGGCCCCGUCCACGCGGUGCGUCGGCGUCGGCGGCCGCGGCAGACGCUCUCUUCGCCCGCGGGCGCCGUCCUCGACGCGCUGGCGGCGCUGGCCGCGUGGGCCGUAGCGUUCCUCGUGCUCGCGUGGCACACGGCGGUCGACGUGGCGCGCUUUGUCGCAACGGCGGCGUCGCUGCUGGGCGACGCGCCCACGGUGCUCAAGGGCCGGGAGGGCACCGAGUUCCGGCCCAAGCGCUUCGUGAACCGCACGCUCAGCCUCGACGACAUCAAGUUCGUCAAGAACGCCAUGAGCUGCACUGUAAACGAUGUUCUGCUUGGAAUAACCUCUGCGGCGCUGUCACGGUAUUAUUUCCGUAAAACAGGUGAAAGCGACAGUAAGAGCAUCACGGUGCGAUCCGCUGUUCUUGUCAACUUACGGCCGACGCCUGGCAUACAGACAUUGGCGAGCAUGAUGGAGUCCGGCAAGGACAACGGCGCCAGAUGGGGAAACAAGAUCGGCUACAUGCUGAUCCCCUUCCACCUGGCCAGGCACGACGACCCCGUCGAGUACGUCCGGAGGGCGACCAAGGUCGCGCGCAGGAAGAAGAGCUCCAUGGAGUCCGUCUUCACCUUCUGGAGCGGCUACAUGGUCCUCAAGCUUUUCGGCAUCAAGAGCUUGGAACCUGGAUGCGUAUGUGCAGGCAGCAGCCGCGCUCUGCUACGGCAUGUUCACGCACACCACGCUGUCCUUCUCCAACAUGGUCGGGCCAACGGAGCAGGUGCUCUUCUGCGGCAACCCCAUCGUCUACAUCGCCCCCGGAACCUACGGGCACCCACAUGCCCUGACCAUACAUUACCAGAGUUACAUGAACAAAGUGAAGCUGGUCCUGUCAGUAGACGAGUCGCAGUUCCCGGAUUGCCAUCAGCUUCUGGACGACUUCGCCGAGUCCCUCAGGCUCAUCCGCGAGGCGGCUCCACGGAAACCUGAGGCGGCCCAUGAUGGUACUCGCAGUUGAAAAGGAUGUUUGUUGUACUGCAGCCAUGAUCAUUGGCUCAUUGCUCGUCAGCGAGCUGAUCUGCCAGAAAUAUUAGCACUGGACAGAAGAAACAUACACCAAACAGUACCUAGCUGAUAUCAAAUUUUGCAUUUGAAAUCUUGUCGCUGAUCUGGACGAACUUUUCGGUUGGCUUGAUAGUAUACAGCAGAGGUUCAGGCUUA
Panicum hallii is the source of this 2084-nucleotide messenger RNA. Its product is annotated as O-acyltransferase WSD1-like. Gene Ontology annotation, cellular component: plasma membrane. Lineage: Eukaryota; Viridiplantae; Streptophyta; Magnoliopsida; Poales; Poaceae. The transcript has 7 exons. The coding region runs from base 228 to 1853 and encodes 541 amino acids. The record is from RefSeq and is a predicted model, not a curated record. Gene Ontology annotation, molecular function: diacylglycerol O-acyltransferase activity; long-chain-alcohol O-fatty-acyltransferase activity. Gene Ontology annotation, biological process: triglyceride biosynthetic process.